CGGUGAGGCAUCAAUUUACACAAUGGCGGGUUGGCCCUCCAGCAUGGGCCUCUGCCACGAGCCAAGUUGUUAUAAAUAAGAGCAAUCCCUUCAGCAUUGCCCCUUUGCAACUCUCCCGUAUCAUUAACCAAGUCUUUGCAAACACCACAACACUCCAAAAUGUCCUUCUUUGAGUCUUCCCAGAACGUACGCCUUGAAGGCUCCUGUCUGAUUGCUGACGUCUGCUGUGCGGACGGCUCUUGGACUGAGAGUAUACUUGACCUCAACAACCACGUUGGCAACAAUGAAGGAUUUUUUGAGAUCGGAGGAAAUGGUGUCUUUGAUUCCGCUGAUCAGGUGUCGUGGAGACUUGACGGCACAAACAUCAUCACAUUGCUGUACCGGUCAGAUGGAAGCUUCGGAGAGGAGCAGUUCCUCGACUUGAACCAAUAUGUCUCUAACGAGGAUGGCGUUCUUGUCUUUAAUUAUUAAAACGCUCAUACGGUUAUACAACGACACUGAAAAAAAUAUCUAUCUGCUAGGAGUCCACUGCUAAAGGCGUAACAAAAGAGAUUACAUGUAUAAAAGCUUGGUGUUAGUAGCUCAGCGCAUUGUUACAGGUAGCAACGUUCGCCGCCUGUACCUAGACACUCACAGGAUAGACAUUAUCAAGACAAAUCCAUUUAAUUUGAAGUCUCUUUGCCG
Messenger RNA from Trichoderma harzianum CBS 226.95, 684 nucleotides. RefSeq lists its product as hypothetical. Lineage: Eukaryota; Fungi; Ascomycota; Sordariomycetes; Hypocreales; Hypocreaceae. The coding region runs from base 160 to 471 and encodes 103 amino acids. The record is from RefSeq and is a predicted model, not a curated record. The transcript has 2 exons.